Messenger RNA from Vitrella brassicaformis, 1308 nucleotides. Lineage: Eukaryota; Vitrellaceae. The record is from the annotation of a GenBank genome assembly.
CCAGGCCCACAAAUAAAUACUUGCCAUCGACACGUCCACUCUGAAUGCGGCACUACCACACUCACUCAGUCAUUCACAGCACAGCUGCCCCCACAUCCGCCAGGGCAGACUCGUACCCCGGCAGACUCUUGAUGUACCCCGCGUCGUCAAAGGAUCGCCCCAAGCUGACGCCAAGCACCGCAUGGGCCACGAUCACCGCCAUGGUGGCGCUGCCGAGAAACGCGUGGGCCGCCUUCAACAGCUCCCGCGUCCUCUCGUCGGCGCCAGCAAACUGAGUGGACAGCAACGCCUGAACUGCCAGCAGCCCCAGCACACUCAAUCCUGUGUGUACGACGGACCAACACACACAAACGUCCGUCUAGUAAAGUGCAGUGCAUCCCUCAGGUCCCUCCCUGAGUGUCUGAGUGUCUGAAUGAGUGAGUGACCUGUGAGUGCAUGGGAACUCUCGAGUAUCGGCUGUUUCUCCAGCAGCAUGGCGCCCACGCCGCCCUGGGCCCCCAGGAAGAAGAACAACAGCAUCCCGGCCAUCAGCUUGGGAUGGAGGGACUUGGAGUUCAUUGGGUCCAUCUCGGCAUUAUCGGGCUCGAAGUCCCAAUCAACAGGCGAAUCUGAUGUGGCCACCUGACACACAGACACAGACGCUUUCUUUGGUGUCCCGCUGAGUGAAGUGAAGUGAAGUAUCCCUCCCUAAGCUUCGGUCACCUGCCCCUGUGCAGCUGCCUUCCUGGUGUUGCGUAUUUGCCAGCCGAGGUAGGCGCCAUAGCCCCCCAUGGCCGCAGCGACGAUGCCCAUGUUGAUGCCAUGGAACCAGUGGAUGACGAACGGCGGCAUCUCCAUCGACCGAAGGCUCUCAAGCAGCCGAUUCUCAACACAGAUCUCGGGAGGACCUACAGCCAGCCAGCCAAUCCAUCCAUUUACCCACACCCUCAGCCUAUCACCCAUCACCAGUGUGACCGUGUGACCCAAUCUCUCUUCUUACAUGCUUCCCGGGAUUUGAGCCACUGGUUGAGCCCCUCAGAGAGUGAAAGGGAAAGAGAGUUGUCGAGCAGCUGCACUGACGUCUGCGGCCGUCGCCUGUCUGGGCUUCGAAUCAGCCGCGGACGCACAGAUGAGGUGGUGCUGGGUUGCUGCGGGAUGACAAAGGCACUGGCGGCGGCGCCGAAGGCAAUGAACACAAGACUGCACAGAUGCAUUCCGGCUGCUGGGCCGUCGGAAACUCGCCGGAUCUUUGACGAAAUAAACGCGGUCUGCGCAGCAACGAAGUUGAGGCAACUAACGGAAGUUGUUGGGAGCUGGGAGCUGUUUCGC